This is a messenger RNA of Phascolarctos cinereus (koala), 3387 nucleotides long. It is a transcript of the gene ALDH1A2, whose product is annotated as aldehyde dehydrogenase 1 family member A2. Gene Ontology annotation, molecular function: oxidoreductase activity, acting on the aldehyde or oxo group of donors, NAD or NADP as acceptor. Lineage: Eukaryota; Metazoa; Chordata; Mammalia; Diprotodontia; Phascolarctidae. The record is from RefSeq and is a predicted model, not a curated record.
UGGACUUGACCAAGCGAGAGCCCAUGACCUGUUGCGUGUUGAUUGACUUAAGCCUUUCUCCUUGAUCGGAGCUGAGUGGUUUAUGUAAAUAGAGGAUUUUAAUUCUAUCGUCCUAGGUAGGAUGGACCAGCCCCCCUUGCCUCUGCCCUCAUGUCCAAUAAGAAGAGACCCAGCUUGACACCUGCCUAUAUACAGAGCGAGAGCUAAAUCUUCCACACUGAUCCCCGGGACAUAUAUAUAUAUAUAUAUAUGUAUAUAUAUACAUAUAUAUAUAUACAUACACAUAUAUACACACAUAUACACACUUGCUUCUCUAUAUAUAUGAGAGCUAGAGAAAUUCCAAGGCAAGGAAAAAGGGGUGUGUGCUAGGAAACCUUAAGACCAUGACUUCUAGUAAAAUUGAGAUGCCUGGAGAGGUGAAGGCAGACCCCACCGCCCUGAUGGCAUCUCUGCACCUUUUACCUUCGCCCACACUCAACCUUGAGAUCAAAUAUACCAAGAUUUUCAUCAACAAUGAAUGGCAGAACUCAGAAAGUGGGCGUGUAUUUCCAGUCUACAAUCCAGCCACCGGGGAGCAGUUGUGUGAAGUUCAAGAAGCAGAUAAGGCUGACAUAGACAAAGCCGUGAGAGCUGCACGCUUGGCUUUUUCUCUGGGCUCCGUGUGGAGACGAAUGGAUGCUUCGGAGCGGGGGCGUCUCCUGGACAAGCUAGCCGACUUGGUGGAAAGAGACAGGGCAGUUCUUUCAACCAUGGAAUCAUUAAAUGGUGGCAAACCAUUCCUUCAAGCUUUUUAUGUGGAUUUGCAGGGUGUCAUCAAAACCCUUCGAUAUUAUGCAGGCUGGGCAGAUAAGAUUCACGGGAUGACCAUUCCUGUUGAUGGAAAUUAUUUCACAUUUACAAGACACGAACCCAUUGGAGUAUGUGGACAGAUCAUCCCGUGGAACUUCCCCCUGCUGAUGUUUGCCUGGAAAAUUGCUCCAGCUCUGUGCUGUGGUAAUACAGUAGUCAUUAAGCCUGCGGAACAAACACCUCUCAGCGCCCUCUACAUGGGAGCCCUCAUCAAGGAGGCUGGCUUUCCACCAGGAGUCGUCAAUAUCUUACCAGGAUACGGGCCAACAGCGGGGGCAGCAAUAGCUUCUCAUGUUGGCAUAGACAAGAUUGCCUUCACGGGGUCUACUGAGGUUGGAAAACUGAUUCAAGAAGCAGCUGGAAGGAGUAAUUUGAAGAGAGUAACUCUGGAGCUUGGAGGGAAGAGUCCAAAUAUUAUUUUUGCAGAUGCUGAUUUGGACUACGCUGUGGAGCAGGCCCACCAGGGAGUGUUCUUCAACCAAGGUCAGUGCUGUACAGCAGGAUCCCGCAUUUUUGUGGAAGAGUCCAUCUAUGAGGAGUUUGUUCGAAGAAGCGUGGAGCGUGCCAAGAGGCGAAUAGUUGGGAGUCCUUUUGACCCGACCACUGAACAAGGCCCUCAGAUCGACAAGAAACAGUACAACAAGAUCCUUGAGCUCAUCCAGAGUGGCGUGGCAGAGGGGGCCAAGCUGGAAUGUGGAGGCAAAGGCCUAGGCCGAAAAGGCUUUUUCAUUGAGCCCACUGUGUUUUCCAAUGUUACUGAUGACAUGCGGAUUGCCAAGGAAGAGAUUUUUGGGCCAGUUCAGGAAAUCCUGAGGUUUAAGACUGUGGACGAAGUUAUAGAGCGAGCCAACAAUUCUGACCUUGGACUCGUCGCUGCUGUUUUUACAAAUGAUAUCAACAAAGCACUCACAGUGUCAGCAGCGAUGCAGGCUGGGACUGUUUGGAUCAAUUGUUACAACGCCUUAAAUGCCCAAAGUCCCUUUGGGGGAUUCAAGAUGUCUGGAAAUGGGCGGGAAAUGGGAGAAUGCGGUUUGCGAGAGUACUCAGAAGUCAAGACAGUGACAAUAAAGAUUCCCCAAAAGAACUCCUAAGAAGGGCGAGGAAGAAAGGGGGCCAACCAGCCUGCGUCAGGCCCUCUCAAUGUUCUCUGUGAGGCCCAGCACUCAGGAAUACAAAGUGUUACACAGUCUUUAUUUAAGAAUUUAAAUGAUAACCUAUAUGCCAGGCAAUUCAAUGCAUAUAUAAAGCAAACCAACUGUGCCAGGUUGACUGGCAUUCUGUGAGAAACCACUUUAGUAUUACCAAAUAAUGAAGGGAAAUACAACAAGGGUUAAGACUUACGGCGUCAAACACAUUCAGCUUCCCUUCCUAGAACCUGGGGUCAAGUUGGGGAACUGUUUCAUUUGAUGUCCAAAGGGCUUUCUUCUUGAGGAAUGGUGAUCUUUUUCAUUUCCUUCAUUCUUUUUCUUCUCUUCUCUCCCCCCUCUCUCCCCCCAACUACCUUCCCCUCCCCCAAGAAGAGCUCCUUAGCUGAGCUCAUUUGGGGCAGAUGUUUGGGCCGGGAACAAUUUUCCAAGGUUUUGCAGCCAAAUUACCGUUUCAUGUUAUCCAUUUCUUCAAAGUGAAACAUGAAAUGGUUUUAGUUAGAGCCAGACCAGACUAGAAACGCCAAGAGCUGGUAUACUGCAGAUGUAUUAAGAAGCCAGAAAUCAUGAUAUUCCUGACUUUCCCUGGUUUUCUUUCUAACCAUCAUGCAAUAAGAGAUAGAAAUCAGGGAGAUGCCAAUCGGGCAGGCAGCAUGGGUAGUUCACCAACUUCUGAGCUUCUGGUGUUCUUUUCUUUUCUGUUGUUGAAUUUGUUUGCUUAGAUGGCUAAGAUGUUUUAAGAAAAAAAACAUUUUUUUUAAAGCCACACCAAAAAUAAUAAUAACGUGAAGGUGUAGGGGUACAAGAAAAGAUAUCAGAUACUUAGCAGAAAUAAUUCAGUUCCCUUUUUUGUGUCAAUGGUUUUUAAAAAUUAAUGAUCUAUAAAUUUGGAGUCUACGGGCUCCUCAGCUCCUGUGCCCAUCCAACCUGAUGCCCAUCCAACAAAUGGGACUUUGGUCCAUUGAAACCUGCCAUGAUCCAGAUUCACUGGAAAUAGACAAACCUGGCAAGUUGUGUGGCCAAGCCCUAAAGUUUCCCUUCUGAACAUUCCAGCAUGCCACCUUCAGCAGCUUAUUGUUGCCAAUACCACUCCCAAUGGGUUUGUGCCCUGGCAUUUUCCCCUUGACCUUGCCUUCCAGUAAGGUUUGGGUCUGCAAUGUGGGAAGCAUUAAAAAGGCUGUGCUCCUAUCCCCUCUGAAAUACCCAUUCCCCUCCUACUUCCUAAUGUAACAGCAGGUUCUACGUGGACAGUAUUAGCUGCCUUUCCAACCUUUCUUUUCCCCUUCUUCAUUACCAGCUGCAAACGUCCAUUCCUAUCUGUCAUCUUGAUGAAGAACAACAUUUAUUUAAAAGUGCCAAGCCUAGCCUAGAAUAUGUGGAAUAAUGGGCAGAU